This is a messenger RNA of Xyrauchen texanus (razorback sucker), 2636 nucleotides long. RefSeq names its product F-box protein 21 (gene fbxo21). Gene Ontology annotation, molecular function: DNA binding; protein binding. Lineage: Eukaryota; Metazoa; Chordata; Actinopteri; Cypriniformes; Catostomidae. The transcript is spliced from 12 exons. The coding region runs from base 13 to 1926 and encodes 637 amino acids. The record is from RefSeq and is a predicted model, not a curated record.
UAAACAGAAAAGAUGGCGACGCCAUACGCUGGAGAUCGAACUGAAGGAAGGAAUGUGGUUGUUUUCGAGAGUUUCGAGAAGCAGUUAGACGAUUUACCCGCUGAAUUGUUAGAGCAUAUAUUGUGCUUUCCCGUUCUAAACCAUAUCGACAUUAGCAACGUGUCCUGCUCGUGCAAGAGACUGCAUGACGUGUGCCAUGGCAGAGGGAAGGUCUGGGCGCACCAAUACAAGCUCAGGUGGCCAAGGCUUCAGAGACUGUAUCGGCAGAACGAGUCAUAUGAUUGGCUGAAAGAAUUCAAGACUCGUCACAUGGUUGGUCAACAGAUAAGAAGAACGGUGGAGUCUAUUUCCAAGAGGUUCUUCACUGAAGUUCCUUGCGUUGGCCAGGUUCUUGGAGACAGCUUUGCAGAAAUUGAGUCUCUUGGAGCCCCAGAUCACUUCUGUGAAGAUGAGCUGCUCACCAUUUUGAACUCGGACCAAAGGAGAAGUUUGACAUUGAAGUACUAUGCAAAGAAAAUCCUUUACUUCCUCCGCCAGCAGAACAUUUUGCGGAGUUUGAAGAUGUUCCUUGAGCGACCACCUGAACAACAAUCAGCUCUAGAGGGUGCUGUUUUGGUCGACCUGUAUUGCAACCCUCUGACUGAUGUCACUCUUGAGAUCAUAUCUGCCCAGAUAGAAGAAAUUGCAGACAAGGUGAAGAAAAAUCUUCGAGUAAAAAAUGCCACACACCCGAGUCUGCGAACCGGCCAAGGUGACUGCUUUGUUCUAGAAGACUUGGAGUGUCAAAGGCAAGUCAUUUGUGCUCUCAACGUGGUGCUGUAUGACCAGCUGCAGUACAAGGGCAAUGAGCGAGACUACUACAAUCCACUAAACUCAUACAUACAUCAGGUGCUGCUCCGUCGGACUGGCAUUCCCAUCAGUCUCUCGGUGCUCUAUAUGACUCUGGCCAGGAAGUUAGGAGUCCCUCUGGAGCCCGUCAACUUCCCCAACCACUUCCUGCUCCGCUGGUGCCAAAAUCAAAUGAGAAGUGGUGACAUCUUUGACUAUAUGUACAUUGAUGCAUUUGGAAAUGGCAAGCAGCUUGCUGCUAAAGAGUGCGAGUAUCUGAUCAGACACCAGGUGACAGCAGAUUACUACGGCGCUAUAAGCACCAGCGAGCUGCUUCUGCGAAUGGUGGGCAACCUGCUUAACAUUGGCAAGAGAGGGGAAGGGAAUGAGAAAUCGUAUCAGCUCCUGCGGGACUCUCUGGAUCUCUACCUCACGAUUAACCCUGAUAACGUGCAGUAUCUUCUGCUGCAGGCCCGUCUAUACUUCCACCUGGGCAUCUGGCCGGAGAAAGUAUUGGAUAUUCUGCAGCAUAUUCAGGCUUUGGACCCAUCUCAGCAUGGUGCUGUAGGGUAUCUGGUCCAGCACACUCUAGAACACAUCCAGCAUAAGAGGCAUCCAGUAGAACCGGAGGUGAAGAGGCACAGUGCACCUGAGCACAGAGAUGUGCAGUACUCCGUGGGUCUUGUCAUGAAACACAAAAGGUCAGGUUAUAACUGUGUUGUCUAUGGAUGGGACCCUAAAUGCACAAUGAGUCAGGAGUGGAUUAACACCAUGAGGGUCCAUCAGCUGUCUAAGGGACCUGAUCAGCCCUUCUACAACGUCCUAGUGCAGGAUGGGACCUGUCGAUAUGCUGCACAGGAGAAUCUUGAACCUCACUCUGCCCCGCUGGAAAUCGCUCACCCCGAGGUCGGACGUUACUUCACCGAGUUCUCUGACACUCAUUACGUCGCUAACGAGGAGCUUCAAAUGUGUUACCCAGAGGACAUGUGCAAGACCCACAGGACUGUAGAAGAGCGUUACCAUGGUCUCACCCCAAAAUCAGGGCAACCACCAGAGCCCAUCGCCAAUUUCCAGGACCAUGAUUUAUUAGAUCCAUAGGCCAGUAUGCCACCACCCUUCCCUUUUUCUCCCUUCCCAUCACAAAUGCUUAGACACACAUUUAACAUAUCCACUUGUUCAUGAACUGUUAUAGGACGUUGUUCAAUACAACUGAUAUUGGGCCAGUUCUAUUGGUUAUAUUUCAACUUUUAUCUAAAGUGCAAAAAACUGAUCUAGUAAGAAAGCUAGAUCAAUUGUUUUCCUUAAAACAAUGGAUGACACAUGAAUGAUGAGGGUUUUCAUUUUUGGAAUCUUUUUUUACUUGUCAACAUCUUGGUCCUAGAUCAGUUUUAAUUGUAACUUUGACCCAGAGCUGCAAAUGUAGUCAGAGUUGAAACGAUUUGAUGGAAUAACAGUAUUUGUAUGGAUCCUAAAUAAUAUGUAUAAAUUAUAUUUAAUAAUAGAAUUUACAUAAAAUAUUAUCUGUGUAUGUGGUGAUCAGCUUCAGGUCCAUUUGCCACAUUGAAAAUUCAUUAAUUCUGUAGUCUUACCCGUCUCACUAAACUAAUGCACUAACUCAUCCAUUAAUAGUUCAACAAACAUGCACUUUUCAUGACAUGAGAUAAUAUGUCUGAGCUCUAAAUGAUUUUGUAAUGUUUAUUUCCAAGUUAUUAAAACAAAAGAGAACAAGGGCUCAAGAAAUUCUUGGCUCAUAAUGGUUGUAAAUACAAACGUAUUGAGAAUAUAUGAGAAUGAAUCACAAUAAAAGG